UCCGGUUAAAACUUGUGGAGAAAAUUUGUUUUCAGUUUCUCUGAAAUUUUUGGCUACCUCGGUGCCGCUAAUAUACGCCUAAAAAGAGCCUUUGCAUAAACAAUUCACCUGUGGAAAUGGAUCCUUCUUCUUCUCUGAAGGGUUUUGUUCCGUUCCUCAGAAAACACAGCAAGUGGCCUCUUUCUCCAUUCAAAGCUAAAUGGCAACAAACAUUCAAUCAACAGCUCGCCAUGGAAAACCUUAAAAAAUCUCUUAUACCACCAUCACCACCCUCCUCACAAAAACAGCAAGAUUUAAACAAAUCCCAUGUUCUCUGCUCUCUAAUGCGCUCUUUCACUAUGUACAAUUGUCACCCAACACCUAACGCCUACCGCUUUGUCAUCAAAACCCUGAUUAAAACCUCUCAGUUUCACCACAUUCCCCACAUCCUCCACCAUCUCGAACGCGUUGAGAAAUUUGAGUGCCCAGAAUGUAUUUUCACUGAUCUCAUUAGGGUUUAUGGCAAUGCCGGUAAUGUCCAAGAUGCUGUUGAUGUUUUUUAUAAGAUACCCACGUUCAGGUGUGUCCCUUCUGUGUACUCCCUCAAUGUUCUGCUCUCAGUUCUUUGUAGAAACCAAGAACGUCUUGGAAUGGUGCCUGAAAUUUUGUUGAAGAGUCGGGUUAUGAAU
This is a messenger RNA of Carica papaya (papaya), 668 nucleotides long. RefSeq names its product Pentatricopeptide repeat (PPR) superfamily protein. Lineage: Eukaryota; Viridiplantae; Streptophyta; Magnoliopsida; Brassicales; Caricaceae. Gene Ontology annotation, biological process: mitochondrion organization; RNA processing. The record is from RefSeq and is a predicted model, not a curated record. Gene Ontology annotation, molecular function: mRNA binding; protein binding. Gene Ontology annotation, cellular component: mitochondrion.